Pteropus alecto (black flying fox) is the source of this 6946-nucleotide messenger RNA. It is a transcript of the gene MAPKBP1, whose product is annotated as mitogen-activated protein kinase binding protein 1. Gene Ontology annotation, molecular function: protein binding. The record is from RefSeq and is a predicted model, not a curated record. Bases 253 to 4767 code for a protein of 1504 amino acids. Lineage: Eukaryota; Metazoa; Chordata; Mammalia; Chiroptera; Pteropodidae. The transcript is spliced from 31 exons.
CAGCCCGUAACUUGGCCCAGGCAGUAGUUCGCGUUUUGAGCCGCUCGUGCCACCAUAGCUGCUGCUGCCGUCGCGGCCGUGGAGCUGAAAUAGUGGAGCGAGAUGCCUGAGGGCGCUGUGAGCGGCGCGGCCCCCGGGCCCCAGGGCUGGUCAGUGAGAAGGCAUACUGGAAGACUCUGUGGAGUGGAAGGGCAGUGCUGCUGUUGAAACAAGUCCCAAGAUAGGGCCAGAACUGUCCCGGGACUCUUCAUCAUGAUGGCUGUUGAAGGGUCAACCAUUACCAGCCGGAUCAAGAACCUGCUGCGAUCUCCAUCCAUCAAACUACGCAGGAGUAAGGCAGGAAACCGGCGAGAGGACCUCAGCUCCAAGGUGACCUUGGAGAAGGUGCUUGGAAUAACAGUAUCUGGAGGCAGAGGACUUGCCUGUGACCCUCGAUCUGGUUUAGUUGCCUACCCAGCUGGGUGUGUGGUCGUGCUGUUCAAUCCCCGGAAACACAAACAGCACCACAUCCUCAACAGUUCCAGAAAAACUAUCACUGCCCUUGCCUUCUCCCCUGAUGGCAAGUACUUGGUCACUGGAGAGAGUGGUCACAUGCCUGCCGUGCGGGUUUGGGAUGUGGCUGAACGUUGCCAGGUGGCAGAGCUGCAGGAGCAUAAGUAUGGUGUGGCUUGUGUGGCCUUCUCUCCUAGUGCCAAGUACAUUGUCUCCGUGGGCUACCAGCAUGACAUGAUCGUUAACGUCUGGGCUUGGAAGAAAAACAUCGUGGUAGCUUCCAAUAAGGUGUCCAGUCGGGUGACAGCAGUGUCCUUCUCUGAAGAUUGCAGCUACUUUGUCACUGCAGGCAACCGGCACAUCAAGUUCUGGUACCUCGAUGACAGUAAGACCUCAAAGGUGAAUGCCACUGUGCCCCUGCUGGGUCGCUCAGGGCUGCUGGGAGAACUACGGAACAACCUGUUCACUGAUGUAGCCUGUGGCCGAGGGAAGAAGGCAGACAGCACCUUCUGCAUCACAUCCUCAGGGCUCCUGUGCGAGUUCAGUGAUCGAAGGCUUUUGGAUAAGUGGGUGGAGCUGAGAACCACCGUGGCCUACUGCAUCUCUGUGAACCAAGACUACAUCUUCUGUGGUUGUGCUGAUGGCACUGUGCGCCUCUUCAACCCCUCUAACCUACACUUCCUCAGCACCCUGCCCCGACCCCAUGCUCUGGGGACAGACAUUGCCAGCAUCACUGAAGCCAGUCGCCUCUUCUCUGGAGCGGCCAAUGCCAGGUAUCCAGACACCAUUGCAUUGACCUUUGAUCCCAAUAAUCAGUGGCUGUCUUGUGUAUACAACGACCACAGUAUUUAUGUUUGGGACGUGAGAGACCCCAAGAAAGUGGGCAAGGUGUACUCGGCUCUGUAUCAUUCCUCCUGCGUCUGGAGUGUGGAGGUCUACCCUGAAGUGAAGGACAGUAAUCAGGCCUGCCUGCCCCCUAGUUCCUUUAUCACCUGUUCCUCGGACAACACCAUUCGCCUGUGGAACACAGAGAGCUCUGGGGUGCAUGGCUCCACUCUGCACCGAAACAUCCUCAGCAAUGACCUCAUUAAGAUCAUCUAUGUGGAUGGGAACACUCAGGCCCUGCUGGACACUGAGCUGCUUGGAGGAGACAAAGGUGACGGGUCCCUGAUGGAUCCCCGUGUGGGCAUCCGCUCUGUGUGUAUCAGCCCCAAUGGACAGCAUCUAGCUUCGGGGGACCGUAUGGGCACGCUCAGGGUGCAUGAGUUACAGUCCCUAAGUGAGAUGCUGAAAGUGGAGGCCCAUGACUCAGAAAUUCUGUGCCUGGAGUACUCUAAGCCAGACACAGGUCUGAAGCUGCUAGCCUCGGCAAGCCGGGACAGGCUGAUCCACGUGCUGGAUGCUGGACGAGAGUACAGCCUACAGCAGACAUUGGACGAGCACUCAUCCUCCAUCACUGCUGUCAAGUUUGCAGCCAGCGAUGGGCAAGUCCGCAUGAUCAGCUGUGGAGCAGACAAGAGCAUCUACUUCCGUACUGCACAGAAGUCUGGAGAUGGAGUACAGUUUACACGGACACACCACGUGGUACGGAAGACGACCCUCUAUGACAUGGAUGUGGAGCCCAGCUGGAAGUACACGGCUAUUGGCUGCCAGGACCGAAAUAUUCGCAUCUUUAACAUCAGCAGUGGGAAGCAGAAGAAGCUAUUUAAAGGGUCACAGGGUGAGGAUGGCACUCUGAUUAAGGUGCAGACAGACCCCUCAGGGAUCUACAUUGCCACCAGCUGUUCUGACAAGAACCUCUCCAUUUUUGACUUCUCCUCAGGCGAGUGCGUGGCCACUAUGUUUGGCCACUCAGAGAUUGUCACUGGCAUGAAAUUUAGUAAUGACUGCAAACAUCUCAUCUCUGUGUCAGGGGACAGCUGCGUAUUUGUGUGGCGCCUGAGCUCUGAGAUGACCAUCAGCAUGAGGCAGCGUCUGGCCGAGCUGCGCCAGCAUCAGCGAGGGAGCAAGCAGCAAGGACCAUCUUCUCCCCAAAGAGCUGCUGGGCCCAACCGGCAUGAGGCCCCAUCAGUGCUGUCUUCUGGACCAGCUCUCUCAUCAGACAGUGACAAGGAGGGAGAAGAUGAGGGCACUGAAGAAGAAGAACUUCCAGCUCUGCCUAUCCUUGCCAAGGGUACCAAGAAAGAGCGAGCCUCGGUGCCCAGCCCAGCCCUGCCCCGAAGUCUGUCCCACUGGGAGAUGAGUCGGGCACCGGACACGGUGGAGUUCCUGGACCCAGCUCCUGCAGCCAACCAAAGACCCAGAAGAAGAGGGCGCUGGGCUCAGUCUGGCAUUGAGCUGAGUGUUCGCUCCAUGCUGGACCUGCGGCAGCUAGAGACACUGACCCCAAGCCCUCGGGGCUGUAGCCAAGACUUGCUGGCCAUGAGUCCUUCUGGUCCUGGGAAGCAUGAUCAGGAGGCCCCUGAGACCUCACAUACUAUCCAGAAUGAAAAGCACCCUCGGUCUCAGACUUCACAACCCUGUUCCUGCCCCCACAUUAUCCGAUUAUUGUCCCAAGAGGAAGGGGUCUUUCCCCAAGAUCUGGAGCCUACACCCAUUGAAGAUGGUAUUGUCUACCCGGAGCCAAGUGACAGCCCCACUUUGGAUACCAGUGAGUUCCAGGGGCAGGCAUCAGCGCGAGGGACCCUGGGAAGAGCGUAUCCAAGCAGCAGGGGCUCAGAGAAGCAUAGCCCUGACAGUGCCUGUUCUGUGGAUUAUAGCAGCAGCCGCCUUUCUAGCCCUGAGCACCCCAAUGAAGACUCUGAGAGCACGGAGCCCCUGAGUGUGGAUGGCAUUUCCUCAGACCUUGAAGAGCCAGCUGAGGGAGAUGAAGAAGAAGAGGAAGAGGAGGGAGGCCCUGGCCCCUAUGGACUGCAGGAAGGCAGCCCCCGUACCCCGGACCAGGAGCAGUUUCUAAAACAGCACUUUGAGACUCUGGCCAAUGGAUCUGCUCCAGGAGGCCCUGUCCGAGUACCAGAGAGGACAGAGUCUCAGAGCAUCUCUUCACGAUUCCUGUUGCAAGUGCAGACCCCCCCACUCAGGGAACCAUCCCCAUCUUCCUCAAGCCUAGCACUGACGUUGAGACCAGUCUUGAUGCCACAGACUUCUGGCGAGCAGCUGAGAGGCAGUCGUGCCAAUCCUCCAGGAGCACCCCCAGAGGCGGAGCCUACCCCCGGAAAUCCUGGCCCCCAGCAGGCAGCCCCUGUGCUGUUGCCACGACGCCGUCUCAGCCCAGACAGCAGCUGGGCACCCAAGAGAGUGGCAUCAACCAGCUCCUUAGGUAGACUCCAGAAGGCCCAAUCUGUGCAGAGUCUGGUGCCACAGGGGGAGGCUUCUCCACCAGGCCCAUUGCUCUUACGAGAGAUAGAGGCCCAGGAAGGCCUGCGUUCCCUGCCCCAGGCUGAUGGCCGUCUGUCUCGGCCCCGUUCCUACCAGAACCCCACCACCAGUUCCAUGGCCAAGAUAUCCCGCAGCAUCUCUGUUGGAGAGAAUCUGGGCCUGGAGGCUGAACCUCAAGCUCCUGCCCCUGUUCGAGUCUCACCACUUAGCAAGCUGGCCCUGCCCAGCCGGGCUCACUUGGUCCUGGACAUUCCAAAGCCGUUGCCUGAUCGUCCUACCCUGGCCACAUUCUCACCUGUUACCAAGGGCAGGUCUCCUGGUGAGGCGGAACAGCCUGGCUCCCCAGUGGGCCUAGGAAAGACUCACAGUACAUCUGAGAAGCAGGCCUCUUUGGGAGAGAGUACCCCUCCCAGGCCUAGGACAGAAUGCCAAGCUCAGCCUGGGUCUAACAGCCCCUGCGCGCAGCACCUGUCAGUGGGCAGCCUUCUCCAAGGCUCUGAGAACUUGCAGCCCCCACCUCCUGAGAAGACUCCCAACUCCAUGGAGUGUACCAGGCCAGGGGCAGCCCCAAGCCAGGCCUCAGAACCAGCAGUGAGCUUGGAGCAGUGUGAACAACUUGUGGCAGAGCUCCAGAGCAGUGUGCGCCAGGCCGUGCAGCUCUACCACUUGGUGGCCAGCUGCAAGACACCCUCAAUGGAGCAAGGUCGCAUCACCCAGCUCCUCAGAAACACCUUCUCUUCGGUGCGGCAGGAGCUAGAGGCCCUGGCUGGAACGGUGUUGUCCAGCCCUGGCGGGAGCCCCGGGACAGUAGGGGCUGAGCAAACACAGGCCCUGUUAGAGCAGUACUCAGAGCUGCUGCUUCGAGCUGUGGAGCGGCGCAUGGAACGCAGACUCUGAGUUCCAGAAGUCUGUCCCAAGUGAAUGCUCCCCGUCUUCCAAACUGUAGCCCCUCCUCCACUCACCAAAACCUGUGGGGAUGCUUGGAGUGGAUACCAGGGAUCAGUGCUCAGUGGAGAAGCAGCUUUCCCACCUGCUCCUCACGGUGCCCCUGUAUUUAUUAAUUUAUUUCCCUGACUCUUGCCUCACUUUUUUGGAACUCCUGCCUCCACAGCUCCUCUAGUGGUUCAUGCAGGAGUAGGUCUUGGAUCUUUGUCAUCUUGGUGCUGUGAGGAGUAGGAGGGCAGCCUGCCCCAUUUGGGGGAAAUCCGGACGGGCUGGCCCUCUCCUCUAAGAAGCCAUUUGAAAUUACUGCAGGGAUCAGCUCCCUGGGGUGGAGCGCACACAGGGUACUCAGUGGGUAGAGGUGAGAGGCAUGGUAUUCAGUGCCCUUCAGCCAACAGUGGAGCCUUUCCUCUACCUCCACUUCCCCUCCCAUACCAGCUGCACUACCCUGGCUGCCAGAGCACGGGUUAUUCCUUUCCCCCAAUUCCUGGCAGUUCAGAAAGGCAGAGCCCUCUGCCCUCCAGGGUCUUUCCAGGCAUCGGGAGGCUUGAGUUGGUAUCAAGGCCUGAGCCCCCACAUUCCACUCCCAUUCCCCCUCCAAGAGGGCCCUAACAUUGCCUUUCCCUGUGCCCCCUUUCUGUCCUGGCCAGAAUGUGUGGAACCAGCUGUGGGAUGUUGCUGCAGGACAGUAAUGCCCUCUGCUAGGCAGACAUGAAGCCCUGGCCUCUUUUCCUCAGCUCCUCAGCCUUCCCUAUCCUCCAACUCUGCUCCCCAGCAGGCUGCUGGAGCCCAGAAGCCUCCUUCUCCCUGCAUCCUGAGUGAUGCUCAAUCAGAAACCUAUUGGAACUUCCUUCAUGGUUUACAGGGCGCUGGCCCACCUUCUAAAGGACCUUGGCCACAGAUGGCAUCUUACACACACACACACCACACCACACCCCACACCCCCCCCUAGUACUUGGCUGGCUGAUGUGUGCUCGGUUUCCUCUCACGUCCUGCCCCAACUUCACCACUCUGGGAAAGGGAUGGAGCAUACUAAACUCGAAUUUUGGAUUCUUGAUGUCCACAGCCUAGCUUGUGUGGCCCAUAGGGUACCAGGUUUGAGUGGAAAGAGCCUCCUGAAAGGCAGAGCUGGGCACCCAGGGUGCUCUGGAUACUGGAGGUUGAGGGGGGAGAGGCACCUGUGACUACAGUAGGGGCCAAGAGACACUGGAAAGGUGGUAGGAGGGAUAGGUAAGUUGUAGAGGUGAGGGGAUAGAUUAGAAUUAGAAACAGUUGUUUGGGGUGAGGGGAAGAUAAGGCACAGUGGGCAGGUAGAGUAGGACCAAGUAGUGAAGCAGUCGUUGAGUUGGAAUGAAGAAUGUGUCUCUGGGCCCUACUGCUUUCCUGUGCCUCAGAUAAGUCUGGAAAGCUUUACUGUAGCUCCAUGCCACAAAAGCCCAUUCUCCCAUGGGUGGGCCUUUGGGCCCCCUACUAGCUCUAUAGUUAGAGGCUUUGAAAGAAAUUGCAUUCCAAAGGAUGCUCGGCUCUGUUUGCUGCAGCCUGAGUGUACCUGAACAGAUGAAAUCUAUUUCAUCCCCACUCUUCUCUACUACCAGCACCUGGCCAAUCCUGCAGAGAAAUCCUGGGCCCAAAAACUGUUGUAGCUGAGGGUGGACCCUGGUGGGGCUGCAGCUGGCCUUGUGAGGUUAGAAUUUCACUCCCACCCCACUACCCAAAUCUGCACACUGGCUAGCCACAGUCCACCCCAAAUAGGGCUCAGGCCUGGCCCAUUGGGCUGGGUUCUUCUAUCCUCAUCCAGCCUGUCCCUCACAGGAGGGAACUGCACUCCUGCUAAGGUCUGUGAGAGGGUGGUCACCCUUUCCCCACCCCUAGCCCAGCGUUGGUGGGGCGGGGGUCUUGUGGUCAGGCUGGUGCCCGUCCCCUUCUGCAUGUCUGAGGCCACCGGCAACUGCCGGCCCUGUCCAGAUUUGCCCUGACCCAGUUUUAAAAGACCCUUAUUUAUAACUUUUAUACUUUGCCCAGUCCCUGGCGCUUCCUCCCUCCCCAGGUCUCACGGGGCAGAGGCUGUUUUUAAUAUGUCCGUUUGUAUUGAUGUUUGAACUUGUCAAUAAACACAAUCAUUUGUUAACUCUGA